AUGGGGCGCCCCGAUGUCCAGCUCCUGCUGGGGCUGCUGUGGGCACUCGGGGGUGGCCCGGGGGCUGGGUCGGUGUGUCCCUCCUGUGGGGGACCCACGCUGACGCCCCAAGUGGAACGAGCUCUGGUCCUGGAACUAGCCAAGCAGCAGAUCCUCGAGGGGCUGCACCUGCCCAGCCGCCCCCAAAUCCCUCGCCCCCCGCCCCAGGCUGCCCUGAGCAGAGCCCUGCGCCGGCUGCAGCCGCGGAGCGCGGAGCCCGCGAGCGGGGAGGAGCUCAUCAGCUUUGCUGAAGUCGCAGACUCGGCGCCCGCCGCCUGCAGCUCCGUGCUCACCUUCCGCCUGUCGCCUGCUCCGGCCCGCCUGUCCCGCGCCCGCCUCUGGCUGCACGUGGCCCCCACCCGGCCCGGCACUUUCCGCUUGAGGCUCUUCCGAUGGGGCCCCCGGAGGAGGCACCCGGGGUCCCGCGUGCUCCUGGCGGAGCAUCCGAUGAGCAGCCCGGGCUGGCAGGCCCUAGCCCUGCCCCCUAGUGGCCUGAGGGCGGAAGCGUCGGGCGUCCUGAGACUCCAAGUGGACUGCCGCUCCGCCGACGGCAACCGCACGGCCCUCCCGCGGGCCCCGCGGCUGCUGGACACGGCGGGGGAACGGCGGCCUUUCCUGGAGCUUAGGAUCCGGCCCAGGGAACCCGGGGCAGGCCGGGCCAGGAGGAGGACCCCGACCUGUGAGCCCGAGGCCCCCUUAUGCUGCCGGCGAGACCAUUACGUAGACUUCCAGGAACUCGGGUGGCGGGACUGGAUCCUGCAGCCCGAGGGCUACCAGCUGAACUACUGCAGCGGGCAGUGCCCGCCCCACCUGGCCGGCAGCCCGGGCAUUGCCGCCUCCUUCCACUCUGCUGUCUUCAGCCUCCUCAAGGCCAACAACCCUUGGCCCAUGGGUACCUCCUGCUGUGUCCCCACCGCCCGGAGGCCUCUCUCUCUCCUCUACCUCGACCGCAACGGCAAUGUGGUCAAGACAGACGUGCCAGAUAUGGUGGUGGAGGCCUGUGGCUGCAGCUAGCA
Molecule: messenger RNA, 1055 nt
Organism: Sorex fumeus (smoky shrew)
Lineage: Eukaryota; Metazoa; Chordata; Mammalia; Eulipotyphla; Soricidae
Gene: INHBE
Product: inhibin subunit beta E
Exons: 2
Coding region: 1-1053 (350 amino acids)
Biological process (GO): SMAD protein signal transduction; BMP signaling pathway
Cellular component (GO): extracellular region
Molecular function (GO): cytokine activity; growth factor activity; hormone activity
Source: RefSeq, a predicted model, not a curated record